UUUUUGACUCAUGUAAAACUUCAAUUAAGAUUUGAAAAAGUGACAUUUGUCAAAUUUGACAUUUCUAACUUUUGUCAAAUUUCGUGUGUUGUGUAACUUUCAUAGGGGUUUAUGAAACAACAUUAAAAACAAAAAUGUCAGCACCACCAGUUCGUCAAGGAAUCACUGGCCUAAUUAAACGUGGUUGGGUCGAAUUACCCGACAUUGUAUUCGGUUCAGUUUUGGCUAUCAUUGGACUUGGUCUUUCGGGAAUCGGUAUUGCCAACUAUUAUCGCAAUGAUGGAGAUAACAAAAGAUACAAAAUUGGAUGGGUUAUUAUGAGGCCAGAUGAUCCAAAGGCUGAAAAAGUUCGAAAGGAUUGAAUUGUUAAAUGAAAAUAGAAAAAAUGUCAUUAAAUUUGUUCUAGAAAUUUGAUACUAAA
Eupeodes corollae is the source of this 421-nucleotide messenger RNA. RefSeq lists its product as uncharacterized. The coding region runs from base 135 to 362 and encodes 75 amino acids. The record is from RefSeq and is a predicted model, not a curated record. Lineage: Eukaryota; Metazoa; Arthropoda; Insecta; Diptera; Syrphidae. The transcript has 2 exons.